CGUCUGUCUCUCUCUCAAUUCCCUCUAUAAAAGCAAAACUCCAACAAACAAAGACACACUGUUCCUCUUCCUCUCUCUCUCUCUCUCUCUCUCUGUCUCUCUCUCCUUCUCGCAUUCAUACAACAACUUUUCUCAGUCCAAAGGCAAUUCAACCAUGGGAGACCCUUACCCCUCCAAUUGCUUCCCAUCAGGCAGCUGGUUCAAGUUCAUCAACCCUACUCCUCCUCUUCUCCAACCUCAUCAUCAGUACUUCUCCUCCUCCUCUUCUCCCUCCUCCACCAAUCCCAUCACCAUCCCUUCAAACCCUAAUUUCCAUUUCUAUCCCUCCUCUAGCUACCCCUUCGAGCCAACCCCUCCUCCUCCUUCUCCUUCUCCCCCCAUCAGGGAAGCCCUCCCCCUCCUCUCCCUCAGCCCCAUAAGGAGCAGCACCCACCACCGCUACCACCACCACCAAGGACCCGAUAACGAUGCGCCGCCAGUUGACGAGGAGGAGGAUGAUGAUGAGGAGGAGGAUCAUCAGCUUGAAGCUCCCAGGAGCACCCCGAUGGACUUGGACUUGAACAAGAAGAUCAACUCCAACAGCAAGAGGAACAAGAGCAAGGGGUCGUCGUCGUUAAAAGAAGACCACCGGGAACAACAGGACCAGCUGGAUCAUCAGGAGGACGAGGAAGACGAAGACGAGGACGAUGAUGAGGCCGGUGCUGUUACCGUUGCACUCCACAUAGGGUUACCGAGCCAUAGCUUGGCGGAGAUCGCUACUACUGCUGCUGCUACUACGACCGCCGCCGAUGCUGCCUUAUCUAAUUCUUCAGGGGCUGGCGUCGUCGCAUCGUCGGAUCAUCAUCGAGGCGAUAGCAAGGACGAUCUUGCCGGGGACUAUUUGAAUAGCGGGGAUGAGUACCAGUGCGGGAUCCUGAUGAACAGGAUCAACAAGGGGCAGUACUGGAUCCCAACUCCAUCACAGAUCCUCAUUGGCCCAACUCAGUUCUCUUGCCCUGUCUGCUGCAAGACCUUCAACAGAUACAACAACAUGCAGAUGCAUAUGUGGGGGCAUGGAUCUCAGUAUAGAAAAGGACCCGAGUCUUUGAGGGGCACACAGCCGACUGGAAUGCUGAGGCUCCCGUGCUAUUGUUGUGCCCCCGGGUGCAGGAACAACAUCGACCACCCGAGAGCAAAGCCACUCAAGGACUUUAGAACCCUUCAAACCCAUUACAAAAGGAAGCACGGGAUCAAGCCCUUCAUGUGCAGGAAAUGUGGGAAGGCAUUUGCGGUGAGGGGAGACUGGAGAACCCACGAGAAGAAUUGCGGGAAGCUCUGGUAUUGCAUAUGCGGGUCGGACUUCAAGCACAAGAGAUCUCUCAAGGACCACAUCAAGGCAUUCGGUAGUGGACAUGCGGCUUAUGGAGUCGAUAGCUUUGAAGAGGAUGAUGAGCCCGCCUCCGAAGUAGAACAAGAUAACGAGUCGAUGCAGUGAUACAUAGUACUGGAGGUUAUUAGGGUAAGAAAAUUGGAAAACAUUUUGGAAGGUCAAAUAUUGACCUGCAGCAAUUUACUCUAAUGAAGCUUUUCUAUUGAAUGGAAUUGUAUAAAUGCAAGAAGGGUAGAGUAUCAAUUAAGGAAGAGUUGCCUCUAAUGGAAGUAGUAUCAAUGCUGUGACCUUCAUGUAGCGUCUCUAUCAUUUCAACUUAGCUUGUAACUAGCUUAUAUAUGUUGUAGUAUCUUGACCCGUCUACCUA
Messenger RNA from Punica granatum (pomegranate), 1736 nucleotides. The record is from RefSeq and is a predicted model, not a curated record. Lineage: Eukaryota; Viridiplantae; Streptophyta; Magnoliopsida; Myrtales; Lythraceae.